This is a messenger RNA of Labrus bergylta (ballan wrasse), 1298 nucleotides long. The record is from RefSeq and is a predicted model, not a curated record. NCBI's taxonomy places the organism in Eukaryota, Metazoa, Chordata, Actinopteri, Labriformes, Labridae.
AGACGAUAUUCAUGUGGGUGCACCGUGCGGAGACCUACUCACUCGACCAGAGCUCCCACUCACUCACUCACUCUCUCACUGUUCACUAUCACUCACACACACACACACACACGCACACACACACGUUGGUGAGCCGAGAGCGCUUUCUGUCUUUCAUUCAUCCCAGUGAAGGCUGCUCCCACUUUCUUCGUCUUCUUCAUCAUCAUCAUCAUCAUCAUCAUCAUCACCAUCAUCUCCUCUCACCCUGCCCCUCCUCUUCCUCCCUCGCGCUGGGAUAGCUCACUUUGUUUUUGUUUUUCCUCUCCGCGGUGCCUUUUGGUCGGAGUAGUAGUGGAUGAUAUCAACAGAGCAGCGUUUCUUCUUUCCUCCGCGCGAUACUACGGGGCUGCCGAGGAGUCGCUAGAGGACACGCACAUCACGACAGAGAGCAACGCGAGGGAGUUCUGUUUUUAUUCUUUAUUUAUUAAUUUCUUCUGGAGAGGACGACGUGAUUUCUUGCAAGAAAACACACAGAAUAGCUCGACUGAAGAGCAGCGCCACCUGCUAAGACUGCUUGUGUGUAUGUGACGGAUUUUAAAGGACGUUAAAGGAUUACAGGCAGUUGGCGGAUGGUUGACGGUCUCGUCAAGAGGAGUCACUGCCUCUGCGCAAGUCUGAGAUGAAGAUGAAGUCUUCAGGCGUCGUGGAUGGAGGCUUGUUCACAGAGAGCUAUUGUAACAUCUGCAAUGCCCAGCUCAUCUCCGAGUCCCAGCGCACCGCUCAUUACGAGAGUAAGAAACAUGCCAACAAGGUACGUCUGUUCUACAUGCUUCACCCUGAAGAUGGAGGACCUCCUUCCAAGCGACUGAGGCCAGAUAAUCCAGACUGUGCGGAGACAGAGGUGGACAGAAACAAGUGCUGUACCUUGUGUAACAUGUUUUUCACCUCAGCCAUCGUGGCCCAGUCACACUACCAGGGCAAAACCCACGCCAAGAGAGUCCGCCUGGUGCUGGGGGAGCCGCCAAACCUGCCCUCAGCCAUGACCAGCCCUGCAAACACAGACUCCUCUCCGUCCACACCGGUCCCCACAGACCCUACUGCAUGCCCCCCUCCUCCCACCACCCUGCCCUGGCCCAUGGGAGUGGUCGGUGGUAACGGCGGGAGAGAAGCAGGAAAGUACUGCUGCCUAUGCGGAGCCUGGUUCAACAACCCGCUGAUGGCCCAGCAGCACUACGAGGGCAAGAAGCACCGCAGGAACGCGGCCAGGGCACGUCUCUUGGAGCAGCUAGCGGGCAGUCUGGAUGCCACGGAGAGCACAG